Penicillium olsonii is the source of this 459-nucleotide messenger RNA. Lineage: Eukaryota; Fungi; Ascomycota; Eurotiomycetes; Eurotiales; Aspergillaceae. The record is from the annotation of a GenBank genome assembly.
AUGAAUCCCCAUCAGCAAAAUAAAGUGGACAUCAGCUCCCUCACGCCCGAGGAGCAGCGCCUGCUGCGCCUCUACGGCAAAAUGCCCACCAAGAAAGACGUCCUCCAGAACAAGCUCAAGGAGCGCAAGUACUUCGAUUCCGGCGACUACGCCCUCAGCAAAGCCGGCAAAGCCUCCGACGUAGGCGUCACCAACGUCGGCUCCCGCCACCCAGUCCCCGAGAACAUCCCCCACCUCACAGCCACCUCGCCCAACUCCGGCAGCAGCGCCCAAGGCCAAAUCCCCGGAAGCAUCAGCGGACAUCCAGGCUCGGUCGGCUUCCAGAACCGCAGCCCCGUCAAGGAUGGCUACUUGCAUCGCAACUCGAGUCUCUCCGAGGGUGAGCCUGAGAAUGAGAAGGAGCAGGAGCUGAGUGUGAGUCCGCCCGCUGCGAGGGAGGGCGUGCCCAUUCAGAGGUGA